Molecule: messenger RNA, 1308 nt
Organism: Bactrocera latifrons
Lineage: Eukaryota; Metazoa; Arthropoda; Insecta; Diptera; Tephritidae
Product: G-protein coupled receptor Mth2-like
Exons: 6
Biological process (GO): cell surface receptor signaling pathway
Cellular component (GO): membrane
Molecular function (GO): G protein-coupled receptor activity
Source: RefSeq, a predicted model, not a curated record
AUGAAUUUACGAUCUCGGCACUUCAUCGUAUGUAUCGUUAUAUAUUUAUUGAAUUGUCAUGGAGUUUUAUCGAAUAUACCGAAUUGUGCCUUUGAAGAUACCGUCAACAUAACUGCUAGUCAAAAAUUUCCGAACGGUACCUACUCCUACGUAGAUUUGUUAGUACCGCCACAUUUGAUUGGCUGCUAUGAUUACAUAGAAUUGUUCGGUGGUGAGCGCAAGCUCGUGGAGCAGCAUUUACGCGGCUGUGUGUGCCAACUCAAGCGAUGUAUCAAAUUCUGUUGUGAUCCACGCGCUAAAAUGAGUCGCUUAUAUGCAAACUCUCCAGCAAAAUGUGAACCCAUACGCGAUGAUACGAUAGGCGAUAUUAACUAUUCACCGUUUUUAAAUAUAACGCUGCACAACGGUACUCAGCGUGCAAUGAAUAUUCUGACUGAAUUUGUGAUGCAGAGAGGGUUACCGUGCGAAAGUGGAAAAAUGCUAGCUCCACAUCAAAGGGAUCUGGAACGAUGGGAAUUGUUUGAGAAUGGUUCACUGUUGAUCGCCCUUUUGAUGAUUUCCGCACCAUUUCUAUAUGCAACAAUACUUAGUUUGUGGCUUAUGGGAAAGUUAAGGAACUUACAUGGCAAAUGUUUAGCAUGUUAUCUAUUUUCAUUGCCUAAUAGAACGCUGCUAAUUGUAGUGGUGAAUCUAGGAAUUUCGAAAUUCGAUUAUGUCGCUUGCGCUACUUUAGGAUUCGUCAACUACUAUAUCUUCACAGCCGUCUUUUUCUGGCUUAACGUGAUCUGCUUCAAUCUCUGGCAAAAUUUUCGCAUCACCAAUGUUUCCAUUCAACUAUCAACGGAGCGCAAACAAUUUCUCUAUUAUUCGCUAUAUGCUUGUGGAGUGCCAGCUAUUAUGACCGCUAUAACGGUUACUUUACAGUAUUCCGAUCUGCCAGAAGAGCUGAAGUCGGGUAUUGGUGUCUCACAUUGUUGGCUGAAUACUACUAACUGGUCGGCGAUGAUUUAUUUUUAUGGACCUUGUCUUUUACUUAUCGUUUUCAACAUUGUCCUCUUCUCUUUGACCAUGAAGAAAAUCUUGACAACACGGCGUGAACUGCGGAAGUUGACGGGGGAUGAUUUUCGAAUGCAGCGUCUGCAUUCGCAACAAAAUAAUGUUUGGCUCUUCUUUCGCCUGUUCACUAUAAUGGGUAUUAGUUGGCUACUGGAGAUCUUCGGCUAUUUGGCAGGCUAUAGAAAGGAGUACAUCGUUAUUUGUGCGAUUAUAAAUGCAUUCGACUCCGCCCAAUUAAUUAUAUUUAUAAUA